Messenger RNA from Peromyscus californicus insignis, 927 nucleotides. RefSeq names its product olfactory receptor 142. Gene Ontology annotation, cellular component: membrane. Gene Ontology annotation, biological process: G protein-coupled receptor signaling pathway. Gene Ontology annotation, molecular function: olfactory receptor activity; G protein-coupled receptor activity. The transcript has a single exon. The record is from RefSeq and is a predicted model, not a curated record. NCBI's taxonomy places the organism in Eukaryota, Metazoa, Chordata, Mammalia, Rodentia, Cricetidae. The coding region runs from base 1 to 927 and encodes 308 amino acids.
AUGGUCAGUAUAAAUAAUAUGACUGAACUGAUCAUCACUGGCCUUUUCCAGGAUCCAGAGGUGCAGAAGGUGUGCUUUGUGCUGUUCCUUCCUGUGUAUGUGGCCACAGUGCUGGGCAAUGGCCUCAUUGUUGUGACAGUCAGCAUCAGUAAGAGUCUGCAUUCUCCCAUGUACUUCUUCCUCAGCUCCUUGUCCCUGGUGGAGAUCUGCUACUCCUCUACUGUUGUCCCUAAGUUCCUCACUGAUUUACUUGCUAAAAUUAAAAGCAUCUCUCUGAAGGGCUGUCUGGCUCAGAUAUUCUUCUUCCAUUUAUUGGGGGUUGCUGAGAUUCUUCUGCUUGUAGUGAUGGCCUAUGACCGCUAUGUGGCCAUCUGCAAACCUCUUCAUUACAUGAACAUCAUGAGUCAUCAAGUGUGUCACAUGCUGGUGGCUGGCUCUUGGCUGGGGGGCCUCAUUCACUCCAUAAUCCAGAUCCUCAUCACCAUUCCAUUGCCCUUUUGUGGUCCCAAUGUGAUUGACCACUACUUCUGUGACCUCCAGCCAUUAUUUAAGCUUGCCUGCACUGACACCUUUAUGGAGGGGGUUGUUGUGAUGGCCAACAGUGGUUUAAUCUCUAUAAUCUCUCUCCUCAUUUUGGUGACCUCUUAUGUCAUCAUCCUAGUCAACUUGAGGAACCAUUCAGCAGAGGGGAGACGCAAGGCCCUCUCCACCUGUGCUUCUCACAUUACAGUGGUCAUCUUGUUUUUUGGGCCUGCUACCUUCCUUUAUAUGAGACCCUCCUCUACAUUUACUGAAGACAAACUUGUGGCUGUGUUCUACACAGUUAUCACUCCCAUGCUGAACCCCAUCAUCUAUACACUUAGAAAUGCAGAGGUGAAAAAUGCCAUGAAGAAGUUGUGGUGCAAAAAGAACUCAGAGACAGAGUGA